Ictalurus furcatus (blue catfish) is the source of this 1711-nucleotide messenger RNA. RefSeq names its product meteorin like, glial cell differentiation regulator a (gene metrnla). The record is from RefSeq and is a predicted model, not a curated record. Bases 296 to 1156 code for a protein of 286 amino acids. NCBI's taxonomy places the organism in Eukaryota, Metazoa, Chordata, Actinopteri, Siluriformes, Ictaluridae. The transcript has 4 exons. Gene Ontology annotation, molecular function: hormone activity. Gene Ontology annotation, biological process: positive regulation of brown fat cell differentiation; energy homeostasis.
UGGAAUGCGAGCUGAAGUAAUCGAGCUCGGCGCGAGGACAGGCAGCAGGACAGCGUACCCGCUCACACCGACAUGGAGUAACGGAGAGCCGGGGAGAGAGAGGGACACUCACCGGGUCCAGGAGUCGGGAGACACCGCCGCGUCACGGCUGUCUCGGUGCAUCCAAAAGCGACUCGUUGACGGAUACUGAGCGCGAUGUAGCGGGAUUCAUGGCGCACGGAUUCCUUCACUGUGUGUGAGAAAGCAGCAGAAGGCGAGUCGGCCAGUCGGCGCAGGGAUCGGCGGUGCGUCCAUAAUGCUGUGGCCGCUGGUGGCGCACUUCCUGUCGGCUGUCGCGCUGUGGCACCCCGCUGUAGGACAGUACUCCAGCGACGAGUGCAGCUGGAGGGGAAGUGGUUUGACACAUGAAGGACACGCACGCGAUGUGGAGCAGGUGUACCUCCGCUGCUCUCAGGGCUCUCUCGAGUGGCUGUACCCGACGGGCGCCAUCAUCGUCAACCUGCGGCCCAAUGUGGCGUCUCCGGCCGCCGCCCACCUCUCCGUGUGCAUCAAACCGUCCCGGGAAUCGAGCGGCACGCACGUCUACCUGGAGCGGAUGGGUAAACUGCGCCUGCUGCUCCGCGAGGCCCAGCAAGCCGAAGGCAAAGUGCACUGCUUCGGCAUCCACGAGGGGGCGCUGUUCAUCGAGGCCGUGCCUCAGAGAGACAUCAGCCGGAGGAUCACAGCCUUCCAGUACGAGCUGGUCAACCACAGGCCCGGCGCCGAUUCUCAAUCGCUGAUAGCCCCGUGUCAGCCCUGCACUGAUGCCGAGCUGCUCCUGUCCGUCUGCACGAGUGAUUUCGUGGGGCGUGGCAGCAUCCUGGGCGUGGAGGAGGAGGAGGACGAGACGUCGGUGGGCGUCGGUCUGUCCCGCGUGUACAGGCAGAAGAGCGAGGUGUUCGUGAAGACCGGCGGACGGGUGAAGAUGUGGACCGGGAAACUCCUGAUGCCUCACGAGUGCGGCGUGAAACCCGGCGAGGGCGAGUUCCUCUUCACCGGCACGGUGCGGUUCGGACAGGCCUGGCUCGGCUGCGCGCCGAGAUACACCGACUUCCUCAGGACGUACCAGGAAGCGGAGACGCAGGGGACCAACCCCUGUCACGUAGACACGAACUGAGCCUCACGUCACGUCACGUCACGUCACGUCACACACGUCUCCCUGCUUCGUACCGGACGCAUCCGGCUAAACCUUCAAAAACUAAAUCGGACUCUUUCCCGAGAGCGACUUUACACGUAAACCCGACGUUCUGAUGAAAAAUAUCUGGCAGUAAAAGAUGUAGCACACGUCCGUGUUUAAACUUUAAAAAAAAAAAAAAUGUGAAAACAUUACGAUGGAAGUCUGUUGCUUUUGUAAAAAGCUCGUGUGUACAGUUUUUAUUUGUGUUUUUUUGGGGUUUUUUUUUUUUUUUUUUUUUUUUUUUGCAGUUGUCUUUCAUGACAAAAAAAAAAAAUUAAAGAAAAAAAAACCUGCUUUUUAUUUUCUUUUCAUAUUAUUAUUAAAAAUUUUUUGCAAAGAAGUGCGAUUAUUUGCUUGCGCUGUGCCUCCAGGCGGUGGAAUUACAAACUUCAGAAAGAUUAAAAAGGAAAAAAAUCAUUUUCUCCGAGGAACUGGGGUGUUUUUGUUCCGCACAUGAACACAGCUGCACCGUAUCGCUUUCAUAUAAACUCUUAC